Aspergillus mulundensis is the source of this 1476-nucleotide messenger RNA. RefSeq lists its product as uncharacterized. Gene Ontology annotation, cellular component: membrane. Gene Ontology annotation, biological process: transmembrane transport. Lineage: Eukaryota; Fungi; Ascomycota; Eurotiomycetes; Eurotiales; Aspergillaceae. The transcript is spliced from 8 exons. Bases 1 to 1476 code for a protein of 491 amino acids. Gene Ontology annotation, molecular function: transmembrane transporter activity. The record is from RefSeq and is a predicted model, not a curated record.
AUGGUAAACGACAUUGAGAAAUCAUCCGGCGACCAUAUCUCCACUGAGAAUGUCGAACACGUCGAUAGCCCUCGCGGUGCAAAGCCCGUGGUUGACAUCGACGUUGAUGAGGAAUUCACGUACGAAGAACAGCGAAAAAUCAUCCAUCGCGUUGACCGCCGACUGGUCACCAUGAUUGGCGCUGCGUACUGCAUCAGCUUGAUGGACCGCACAAACGUGUCGAUAGCCGCAAUUGCUGGAAUGAUGGAGGACCUGGAAUUGUAUAUCGGCUUUCGAUAUUCGACAAUGGUGCUGGUAUUCUUUGUCACCUACAUCGUCUUCCAGCCACUGGCAACCGCAAUCAUCCGAAAGAUCGGUCCGCGAAUCUUCAUCUCGGUUCUUGUGAUGUCCUGGGGUGCAUGCCUGAUCGGUUUUGCGUACGCCCCGGAUUGGCAGUCGCUGGCUGGCUUGCGCGCAGUUCUUGGUAUCCUCGAGGCGGGCUUCUUCCCCGGCGCGGUGUAUCUGCUGUCCUGCUGGUAUUCGCGAUAUGAGGUGCAAAAGCGAUAUUCAUUCUUCUACCUGAUCGGCUGUUUUGCGUCGGCGCUGUCCGGUAUCCUUGCCUACGGCUUCAGCCAGAUGGCACCGCUCCAAGGCCUUAACGGAUGGCAGUGGAUCUUCAUCAUGCAGGCGGUGGUCACAUUCAUCAUCGGUAUCCUAUGCAUGGUCUUUGUCGUUGACUUCCCCGACAAAGGCUACAACGCUUGGGGUUUCCUGAACGAAAGGGAGUGUGCUUUCAUCCUGCGCCGGCUUGACAGAGAUCGAGCAGACGCCAGCCCGGAGCCAUUCGACAUCGUCAAGUUCCUCCGACCCGCGUUAGAUCUGAAGAUCUGGGCGUUCGCGUUCAUCUUCUUCGCCACCACCACUGUCACGUACGGAAUCGCGUACUUCCUACCCAUUAUCCUGCGCGACAACAUGGGCUUCGACGUCGCCGAGGCACAAUGCCUGACCGCACCCCCGUACGCACUCGCAGGUAUCCUCAUGGUAACCACCUCAUGGGUCGCAGACCGGUACCGGAUGCGUGCUCCUAUCCUCAUCUUCAACAGUCUCGUCACCCUCGUUGGUCUGCCGAUCAUGGGAUUCGCCGAUAGCUCGGCGGUUCGCUACUUCGGUGUCUUCCUGACGACGGCCGGCGUGAACGCCAAUAUCCCGGCAAGUAUGGCCUACCAAGCGAACAACAUCCGCGGACAGUGGACUCGGGCAUUCGCUAGUGCGACGCUCGUUGCAUUCGGUGGAAUCGGCGGUAUCGCGGGGAGCUUGGUGUUUCGAUCGCAGGACGCUCCCGACUAUGUCCCGGGGAUCUGGGCUGUUAUAACAUGCCAGCUGUGUCUUAUCAUCGUUGUUGGGGCGUUGAGUUUGUACUUUUGGAGGAGCAACCAGAAGGCCGACCGGGGCGAGAAGAUCAUCGAGGGAUCGCCUGAUUUCCGAUAUACUCUUUGA